Molecule: messenger RNA, 717 nt
Organism: Aspergillus pseudonomiae
Lineage: Eukaryota; Fungi; Ascomycota; Eurotiomycetes; Eurotiales; Aspergillaceae
Exons: 2
Coding region: 1-717 (238 amino acids)
Molecular function (GO): protein dimerization activity
Source: RefSeq, a predicted model, not a curated record
AUGGAAUUCUAUCCUACAGAAAGCAUUACCCAGGUUGACCAAAAUGAUGAAUGGUCAAUGGAAUAUCCACUCCUUACAUGUGGAAACUGGUCAGGUUCUGGCCUUACUCCUUCUGACAGCAACUGGGCAGCAUCCACGACUGAGUUGCAAAAUACGGACUUUCCACAUAUCGAGUACUUUAGCGUUGAUAUGGCAGAAAAGGUUUUUUAUGAUUCUUACAUUCCAUUCAGAGCGCAGGUUGAAGAACCACUAAAGCCUGUUAUCGAAGAUAGCGUCAUUACGGACACCUCACAGCAGUCAAAGCCAAAGCUUUUACGUAGGUCUCUUACUCCUAUGGCUAAUUCAGAACCUCCAUCCGCGCCUUCUAUAGGACCGAAGCCAGUUCCGAAGCAACUAUUAUCACAAGACACUUCUGUACAGCAAACGUGCCGAUCUACCCACUUCGGUAAGAAAGAUGAUCCAACAAUCCACAUUCUGCAGAAAAGAAGGCACAAUCAAGUUGAGAAGCGCUACCGAGAGAAUCUAGAUGCUAGAUUCAAGCAACUCGAUAAUGCCAUCAGACAAGGAACUGCAGCUGCAGGCUCUGAUGCUAAGUCUGCGAAGGGAAGGAGACCGGGUAGAAAAGCAUUGAUACUUCAGAAUGCCUAUGAUCAUAUUGUCGGUCUCCAGACUAAGCUCCAAACAUUGCAGACGAAGAUCGAAGCGUUGCGAUGUUGA